Messenger RNA from Oreochromis niloticus (Nile tilapia), 7117 nucleotides. It is a transcript of the gene sbf2, whose product is annotated as SET binding factor 2. NCBI's taxonomy places the organism in Eukaryota, Metazoa, Chordata, Actinopteri, Cichliformes, Cichlidae. The transcript is spliced from 42 exons. Gene Ontology annotation, molecular function: guanyl-nucleotide exchange factor activity. Bases 107 to 5809 code for a protein of 1900 amino acids. The record is from RefSeq and is a predicted model, not a curated record. Gene Ontology annotation, cellular component: cytoplasm; membrane.
CUCCUGCACGCAAGCGCAGUGACACUCCUUCUGUCAAACAUGGCUGUGCUUUGGAAGAAGGAAAAAUGCUGAAUUGUGUUGGUAAAUCUCGGGAAAAGCGGCAGACAUGGCUAGAUUGGCUGACUAUUUCAUUGUCGUGGGAUACGAUCAGGAGAAAGCCGGUUCAGGAGAGGGAUGUGGAAAGAUAAUUCAGCGAUUUCCCAAAAAGGACUGGGAGGGAACAGCUUUUCCUCAGGGGGUGGAAAUGUUCUGCCAGCCUGGAGGCUGGAGGCUGUCCAGAGAUCGGAAAGCACCCACCUUCUUCACCGUUGUGCUGACAGAUAUCGAUUCAGACCGACACUACUGCUCCUGCCUGACUUUCUACGAGGCCGAGGUCAACCUGCAGGGAGCAAAGAACAUUGAAGCUGAUGGCGAUGAAGAUGAGGAGGCAGAAGAGGAUGGCCUGAUCCAGCCAGCUCAAGUGUUUGCACCAAAAAGUCUCAUUCUCGUGUCCAGGCUGGAUUAUCCCGAAAUAUUCCGGGGGUGCUUAGGGCUGAUCUACACAGUCUACAUCGAUAGCCUGAGUUUCCCUUUGGAGGGACUGGUGGCCAACCUUUUUACGUUCUUGGUUCCUGUUGCUGGUGGAUCUCAGAAGCUAUUUAGCCUGGGAGCAGGAGACCGUCAGCUCAUCCAGACACCUCUGAACGACACGCUGCCCGUUACAUCCAAGAGUAUUGCUCUGCUCUUCCAGCAGUUGGGAAUCCAAAAUGUUCUUAGCCUAUUCUGUGCAGUUCUGACAGAACAUAAGGUCUUAUUCCACUCCACCAGCUACCAGCGGCUUGGAGAGGCAUGCCGUGCCCUGGAAGCCCUCAUGUUUCCUCUUAAAUACAGCUACCCCUACAUCCCCAUUCUACCUUCGCGACUGCUGGAAGUGUUGAGUUCACCCACGCCCUUCAUCAUCGGCGUGCACUCCAUGUUUCAGAACGAAAUCCAGGAUCUGUUGGAUGUUAUCAUUGCUGACCUGGAUGGAGGAACAAUAAAGAUUCCUGAGUGUAUCCACCUGUCCCUGCUACCUGAACCUUUGUUACACCAAACACAGUCUACCCUGUCCAUGGUUUUACACCCGGAUUUGGAGAUAGCGGACAACGCGUUCCCCCCACCUCGCACCGCACCCUCCAACCUCAAGCUGUUGGACAAGGAGGUGAGGGCCGUCUUUCUCAGGUUGUUUGCACAACUCUUUCAGGGCUACAGGUCCUGCCUGCAGCUCAUCCGCAUCCAUUCUGAACCUGUGAUCCACUUUCACAAGACUGCCUUCCUGGGCCAGCGAGGCCUCAUUGAGAAUGACUUCCUGACCAAGGUUUUGGAUGGCAUGGCCUUUGCCGGCUUUGUCUCAGAGAGGGGUCCACCUUACCGAGCCUGCGAUCUGUUUGAUGAGUUGGUGGCCUUGGACUUUGACAGCUUUAAGGAAGAGGAGGUCAACCCCGCCAAGCUUCAGAAGCACAUCAGGGAGCUCUCCGAGCAGCUUUAUAGAAAUGAGAACCCAAACCCCCACAUGGCAUUCCAGAAAGUGCCUCGGCCCUCCGAGGGAUCCCACCUGCGCGUACACCAGAUACCUUUCCCCGUGCUGGAUGAAGAAAAGGUGGAGAAGCUUAUGGAGGAGGGUACAGCAAAACACAGCAGCGCACCUCUUCCUACACGAACUGAGAAAAAGUGUGUAGUACCCGCUGGACCACCUGUUGCAUCCAUCAUGGGAAAGAGUUGCUCUGUGUUUAACAGCGCUCGCAGGCUGGAGGUCGUGAGGAACUGCAUCUCAUUCAUCUUUUACAACAAGACUCUGGAGACCGAAAAGACGCUGCCGGCUGCACUGCGUGCGCUGAAGGGCAAGGCAGCCCGCCAAUGUCUGACUGAGGAGCUCAGUCUCCAUGUUCAGCAGAACCGCGCCAUACUGGACCACCAACAGUUUGACUACAUCAUUCGUAUGAUGAACUGUGCCCUUCAGGACUGCUCCACCUCUGAGGAGUUCACGGUGGCUGCUGCACUGCUGCCCCUGUCAACAGCAUUUUACAGGAAGUUGGCUCCGGGGGUGAACCAGUUUGCCUACACCUGCAUACAGGACCAUCCCAUCUGGACCAACCAGCAGUUCUGGGAAGCCACUUUCUACAGCGAAGUGCAGAGCCAGAUCCGAGCCCUUUAUCUUAACGCCCCGGAGGGAAAGGGGGGCAUCACCGCCACAUUAAAGGAUGCCGGUGCCGUGCCUGCAGCGGACCGAGAUGAAGAGCAGACAGCCAUGGACCUAGCAGCAGAGCAGCUGCGUUUAUGGCCCAGUCUGAGCAAAGACAAGCAGCAGGAGCUCGUGAAGAACGAGGAGAGCACCGUGUUCAGCCAGGCCAUCCACUACGCGAGCCUCAUGGUUUACCUGCUGGUGCCUUUGGACAGCAGCAAGAACAAGCUGCUGCGCAACACCCCUGCAACUGACUGGGAGAGCGGCAGUAACAGCAUUGUGACAAACAGCAUUGCUGGCAGUGUGGCAGAGAGCUUUGAUACUGAGAGUGGGUUUGAGGACUCGGAAAACAGCGACGUCGCCAACUCUGUGGUUCGGUUUGUGGCCCGCUUCAUCGAUAAGGUGUGCACAGAGAGCGGCGUGACACAGGAGCACAUUAAGAGCCUGCACAGCAUGAUCCCAGGCAUUGUAGCUAUGCAGAUUGAGGCGCUGGAGGCGGUUCACCGCGAGAGCAGGAGGUUACCUCCCAUUCAGAAGCCUAAGAUUCUGCGUCCAGCGCUGCUUCCUGGAGAAGAGUUUGUGUCGGAGGGGCUGCGGGUUCUUCUGGACCCCAAUGGCAGGGAGGAGGCUACUGGGGGCCUCCUUGGGGGCCCGCACAUCUUGCCAGCAGAGGGAGCUCUGUUUCUCACCACGUACCGCAUCAUCUUCAAAGGGAUCCCACACGAUCCACUGGUGGGGGAGCAGGCAGUGAUCAGAGCUUUCCCAGUGUCCACUCUGACCAAAGAGAAGAAGAUCAGCAUCCAGAACCAGCUGCAGAACAUGCAGGAAGGCCUGCAGCUCCGCUCUGCAACGUUUCAGCUGAUUAAAGUGGCUUUUGAUGAGGAGGUGAGCUCAGAGAUGGUGGAGAUCUUCAGGAAGCACCUGCAGAGAAUCCGCUACCCACAGUCCAUCUUCAGCUCCUUUGCAUUUGCUGCAGGACAAACAGCACCUCAACUAAUCCUUCCAAAGCAAAAAGAGAGAAACACUGGGUUCAGAACACUGUCAAAGACGAUUGUCAAGGGAGCGAAGAGGGCUGGAAAGAUCACCAUGGGCCGAGGUAGCCAGCCCUCGCUGAAGAAGACUGACAGAGGCAGCAGAAUGACCUGGCAUGAAGAUGAUGAUAUUUCAAUAUCAGACGAUGGUGAGCCGCCACCCAGCAGCACUUUGAGAGCUUCGGAGAAGUCCACCAUGGAGCAGCUUGUGGAGCAGUCGUGCUUCCGUGACUACCAGCGUCUGGGCAUGGGCACCAUCACCGCCAACUCGUCCCGCUCCAAGUCCGGCGAGCAGUUCAGGAUCACGGCCGUAAACAGACUCUACUCGCUGUGCCGCAGCUACCCGGGACUGCUGAUUGUUCCUCAGGCUGUACAGGACAGCGGUUUACACAAAGUAGCCCGUUGCUUCAGACACAACCGCCUGCCUGUUGUGUGCUGGAAACACCCGCGAACCAAAGCCGUUCUACUCCGCUCAGGAGGCUUUCAUGGCAAGAGCGUAGUGGGGCUGUUCAAGUCGCAGAACCCGUCCUCAGCAGCCCCUGCCUCAUCCUCGGAUUCAUCCAGUAGUCUUGAACAGGAGAAGUACCUGCAGGCUAUUCUGGACUCCAUCCCGAUCUACUUUAAAAUGAAUGGAAACAACACCCUGACCAACCGCUCCCUGAUAGGCCUCUCGCCAGGCAGUGAAAGGAGGAUAUCCAGGAUGCCAAAGAUGGCUCCUGUCCAUUUAGACAUCCCAUUCUCAAACAGCUUUACUAGAGGAGUGCUUGAGUACAGAGAUAAACUGUUCACUCACUCAAACCAAAAGCCUGCAAGUAAGGAGAAAAUCCCCAAUCAAGGCAUGUGGGCCAGCCUGCGCUCCAGCAGCAGACUCGGUCAGCAUCCGCUGGCAGCCGACGUGGGUGCCAGACUAGCAGGGAAGGAUCUGGCACCCCCUGCAGGGAGCCACAGUCUGCAGGCUCAACUCCUCAAACAUCAAGCAGCCCUCUACAUCUUCGGGGAAAAGUCACAUCUAAGGGGCCUCAGAGUGGACUCCUCUCUGAACUGUGAGCUGGUGCCAGUGGACUUUGCAGACACACGGCAGGUGAAAGCUGCUUUUAAAAAACUGCUGAGGGCCUGCGCUCCCAGUGCCACCUCGUCUGACUCAGAGGACUCCUUCCUCAAAGCCUUGGAAGACUCCGAAUGGAUCCAGCAGCUUCAGAAGAUCCUGCAGCUGGCGCUGUUUCUGGUGGAGCUUAUGGACAGUGGCUCAUCUGUUCUGCUCAGCCUGGAGGACGGCUGGGACAUUACCACACAAGUCGUGUCCUUGGUGCAGCUGCUGAGCGAUCCUUUCUACCGGACUCUUGAGGGUUUUCAGGUCCUUUUGGAGAAAGAAUGGCUCUCUUUCGGCCACAAGUUCAGCCAGAGGAGCAACCUGAACCCCAGCAGCCAGGGUAGCGGCUUUACGCCCAUCUUCCUCCAAUUCCUGGACUGUGUGCACCAGAUUUUGGAGCAGCAUCCUCUGGAGUUUGAGUUUAAUCAGUAUUAUCUGAAGUUCCUGGCUUAUCAUCACAUCUCUAACCGCUUCAAGAACUUCCUGUUGGACUCUGACUACGAGCGCUUGGAACACGGCUUGUUGUUUGAGGACAAGGGUGAUAAGCAGGCCCGGAGAGGCAUCUGUAUCUGGGAUUGCAUCAACAGGAUGCACCGGAGGAGUCCCAUCUUCUUCAACUAUCUGUACAGCCCCUCUGAGAAUGAAGUGAUCCUGAAGCCUUCUAUCAGCAUCCUCAGCCUGAAUAAAUGGGACUUCUUCACAGAGGAGACCCUGUCGACUGGGCCGUGUUACGACUGGAGGACUAUGGCUGUGAGGGUGGAGAGCUCGGAGGAGCUGCACACCAUCUCCAACAGCAAGAGGAGGAUUGUCUGGCCGUGUUACAGCAGCGUGAGCCGCGCCCAGCCGGACGCCAUCACCAAGCUUCUCACUGACAUCGAGAGGUUAGAGAGCGAGCUUAACCAGGCCCCGGAAAAAUGGCAGACAACUCUGGAAAGAGUCAGAAUGAGCAUUCAGGAGGACCUCAAGCAAGAGGGAAAUCUCUGUAAGGAUUCGCUGUCCAUCUCAGGCCUCAUUUCCACACCUAACCUGCAGGCCUUCCAGCGGCGCUCCAUGCUGCACCUGCCAGACAGCGCUCUGGUGGAGGACCGCAGCACGGCCACAGCCAAUGGGAUCAACCGCCGCGCCGCAACACUUUACAACCAGUUCACCCCCAAGAGCGAGGAGAACAGGUCUUAUGAGGGCGUCCUGUAUAAACGUGGAGCACUGCUGAAAGGUUGGAAGCCUCGCUGGUUCGUGUUGGACAUUACAAAACACCAGAUGAGGUACUACGACACCGGGGAGGACACGAACUGCAGAGGCCACAUCGAUCUAGCAGAGGUGGAGUCCGUGAUGACGGCCGCGCCCACUAUAGGAGCUCCCAAGCACAUCAGUGAAAAGGCUUUCUUCGAUCUGAAGACCAGCAAGAGAGUCUACAACUUCUGUGCUUCAGAUGCUCCCAGCGCUCAAGUGUGGAUAGACAAGAUCCAGAACUGCAUCUCUGAUGCGUGAAGUAAACAUUACAUCACCGACAUCAGAGGCGGCGCCAGGCAGUCGAGAGCAGACGCGACAGCCGCUAUAUCCAACUUUUAGAUGUCUUUAAUUUGGGGGACCAAACAGUGAAUUAAGUGCCUGGUAGUGGAGGAUGGAUACUCUCCAUCCACUUAUCUGCCUGUUACUUAGCAACCUGUCAUCACUCCACAGGUGAGCUUCAGUUGGAAUCGAGUGACCAAAUUUGCCUGUGCUGUCAGCGCGCCCCACUCCCACCCCCCCUGACAGGGAUAAAGUAAACAUAAGCUGAGGUUUUAGGGGACUGCACUACCAAGGAAAUGUUAUCCUGUUCUAGAUGUACAUAGAUCAAAGCAAUAUCACUGGCCAAUCAAACUGUGGGUUCAGUUUUUGACUUAAAAAUAUUAAAAAAAAACAUUAAAAAAAAAAAAGCUUGUAAAAGAAUUUCUAUCAUAUUUUACUACGAGGAAAAUGUUAUUGCUGCUUACAUAAACGUAUGAACCGCCAAAAACUCAGAGAUUUUUAAUGCACAACAUUAAAAAGCAAUUUUUUUGCACUUAGCGCUAACGUAUGCACUCUUCAUCAAAUAUAGACUUUCUGACAGAUGCGGACAGCGAGGCUAAAGGCAUUACUCGGCAAUGUACAUGUGACGUUUCCUCAUGACAGAUUAAAUGGAAAGAAUUUGCACAGUGAGCUCAAAUGAGUUACCUGAGAUUUUUUGUUUUGUUUUAAUUUAAAAACGUGACGUUUCCUCUGUUUUGUCGAAUGUUCAUUGACUUCUGGUUUAACACUUUUGUCUUGUGUAAUGUAAAUUAUUAUUUUUAUUAAAAGUGUAACUGUGUAAGUGUGGUGGCGUUACAUUUUCCUGUAAAUACCUACAUGACAUUUUGUUUUAUAUACUGUAUGUACUGAACAUAAGUAUACUUUUUCUAACUUUAAUUCUGAUGUGACUGAGUCUUCUUUUUUUCUUUCAAUGUGUUGUUACUGGUGCACAAAACCCCCCGAGUGGCCUGUUCUUUGUUUGUGGUGACAUGUUUUUCUGAAAAUGAAAUGGACAAUGUUGUUGUUGUUGUUCGGACAGGCGCUGUGUCUUUUAAGGGCUUUUUAAAGAAUAUAUAUCAUGUAGGACGUGAUGGUUUUCAGAGUUUAUCGUCCCAUCUGUCCUUUGUGCAGCCUUCACAGCUUCAUUACAAAAGAAGAAAAACACAAACUAUUCAGCCAUAUCAGCGGCGUUACUGUAUCUUUGUACCAUGUUUUGUGGUUGCUCUAAUUUUUUUUUUUUUGAAAAUAAAUCAAACAUACUUGAAACUA